AUGACAGACAUUGAAAAAUUAUUGAACAUCGACAACAUAAUUUCUAGACUCUUGGAAGUGCGCGGUGCGAGACCUGGCAAGAACGUUCAGCUGUCCGAUGGUGAAAUGAUAGGCCUAUGCCUCAAGUCCAGGGAGAUCUUCCUAACGCAACCCGUGCUAUUGGAGCUCGAUGCGCCGUUGAAAAUAUGUGGGGAUAUUAAAGGUCAUUACUAUGACUUAUUACGUUUAUUCGAGUAUUGCGGUUUUCCACCUGACUCCAACUACUUAUUCUUGGGUGAUUAUGUCGAUCGUGGCGAACAGUCUCUGGAGACGAUAUGUCUGUUGUUGGCAUAUAAAAUAAAAUACCCCGAAAAGUUCUUCCUUUUACGUGGCAAUCACGAAUGCGCUAGAAUAAACAGAAAAUAUGGGUUUUAUGAUGAAUGUAAACGGCGGUAUAAUAAAAAGCUCUGGAAAGUAUUUAACGACUGUUUUAAUUAUUUGCCUGUGGCAGCAAUUGUUGAAGAAAAGAUUUUUUGUUGUCAUGGUGGUCUUAGUCCUGAUUUUCAAUCAAUGGAUCAAAUUAGGCAGAUUGUGAGGCCAAUAGAUGUUCCUAAUCAGGGACUGUUAUGUGACUUGCUUUGGUCUGAUCCUGACAAAGUAAUAAUAUAA
Messenger RNA from Macrosiphum euphorbiae (potato aphid), 648 nucleotides. NCBI's taxonomy places the organism in Eukaryota, Metazoa, Arthropoda, Insecta, Hemiptera, Aphididae. The record is from the annotation of a GenBank genome assembly.